Molecule: messenger RNA, 1077 nt
Organism: Arvicanthis niloticus (Nile rat)
Lineage: Eukaryota; Metazoa; Chordata; Mammalia; Rodentia; Muridae
Source: RefSeq, a predicted model, not a curated record
AUGACGAAGGGCACAGACCCAUCAGGAAUGAAGCAAGCAGUGAGUUUCGAUGAUGUCCAUGUGGACUUCACUGAGGAAGAGUGGAAUUUGCUGGAUCCUUCCCAGAAGAAUCUCUACAAAGAUGUGAUGCUUGAGACCUACUGGAACCUCACUGCUAUAGGCUAUAAUUUGGAAGUCCAUCAUACUGAAGAACAACAUCAAACUUCUAGAAGUCAUGAAAGACAUAAAAGAACACAUACUGGACAGAAACCACAUGAAUGUAAUCAAUGUGGUAAAGCCUUUUCAAGUCACAGUAAUCUCCAAUAUCAUAAGAGAACACAUACAGGAGAGAAACCUUAUGAAUGUAAUCAAUGUGCUAAAGCCUUUUCAUUUCACAGUAGUCUCCAAACACAUAAAAGAACACAUACUGGAGAGAAACCUUAUGAAUGCAAUCAAUGUGUUAAAGCCUUUACACAACAAAGUCAUCUCCAAAUCCAUAAAAGAACACAUACUGGAGAGAAACCCCAUGAAUGUAAUCAAUGUGGUAAAGCCUUUUCCUGUCACAGUGGUCUCCAAUCUCAUAAGAGAACACAUACAGGAGAGAAACCUUAUGAAUGUAAUCAAUGUGUUAAAGCCUUUUCAUGUCACAGUAAUCUCCAAAUACAUAAAAGAACACAUACAGGAGAGAAACCUUAUGAAUGUAAUCAAUGUGGUAAAGCCUUUACACAGCAAAGUCAUCUCCAAAUCCAUGAAAGAAUACAUACUGGAGAGAAACCCCAUGAAUGUAAUCACUGUGGUAAAGCCUUUUCAAGUCACAGUAAUCUCCAAAUGCAUAAAAGAACACAUACUGGAGAGAAACCCCAUGAAUAUAACCAAUGUGGUAAAGCCUUUUCAAGUCACAGUAAUCUCCAAAUGCAUAAAAGAACACAUACAGGAGAGAAACCUUAUGAAUGUAAUCAAUGUGUUAAAGCCUUUUCAUGUCACAGUAAUCUCCAAAUACAUAAAAGAACACAUACAGGAGAGAAACCUUAUGAAUGUAAUAAAUGUGGUAAAGCCUUUACACAGCAAAGUCAUCUCCAAAUCCAUGAAAGAAUACAU